Messenger RNA from Eurypyga helias (sunbittern), 1127 nucleotides. RefSeq names its product charged multivesicular body protein 7 (gene CHMP7). Gene Ontology annotation, cellular component: multivesicular body; ESCRT III complex; cytoplasmic side of plasma membrane. The annotation marks the transcript as partial. The record is from RefSeq and is a predicted model, not a curated record. Lineage: Eukaryota; Metazoa; Chordata; Aves; Eurypygiformes; Eurypygidae. Gene Ontology annotation, biological process: vesicle budding from membrane; late endosome to vacuole transport via multivesicular body sorting pathway. The transcript has 9 exons.
GGUUUCCGUUAAUAAUUGCUGCCAGGGAAGGGUUUAGGACUGACUGUUUGGGUCUGCAUACCUGUCUCUUCUCUAGACGUGGCAAGCUGCAGAGGGAGUCAGACUUCAUGGCCAGUGUAGACAGCAGCUGGAUCUCUUGGGGUGUGGGAGUCUUCAUCCUGAAGCCCCUGAAGUGGACCCUCUCCAGUGUGCUGGGUGACAGUAAAAUACCCGAGGAAGAGGAAGUUCUGAUUUAUGUGGAGCUGCUUCAGGAGAAGGCGGAGGAAGUUUAUCGCCUGUAUCAGAGCUCUGCGCUUUCUUCACACCCUGUUGUUGCCCUCUCGGAGCUGCGGUCUCUCUGCGCCGGUGUUUGUCCGGAUGAAAGGACGUUCUACUUGUUGCUGCUCCAGCUGCAAAAGGAAAAGAGGGUCACGAUCCUGGAACAGAAUGGAGAGAAGAUAGUGAAGUUUGCUCGAGGUCUUCAUGCCAAAGUCUCCCCCAUGAAUGAUGUGGACAUUGGAGUGUAUCAGUUGAUGCAAAGCGAACAGCUGCUGUCACAGAAGGUGGAGUCCCUUUCCCAGGAAGCAGAAAGGUGUAAAGAGGAUGCCCGGAGUGCUUGUAGAGCUGGGAAGAAGCAGUUGGCGCUGAGAUGUUUGAAAUCGAAACGAAGGACGGAGAGGCGCAUCGAAGAGCUUCAUUCCAAGCUGGAUGCAGUGCAGGGGAUCUUGGAUCGUAUAUACGCCUCCCAGACUGACCAGAUGGUAUUUAAUGCCUAUCAGGCUGGCGUGGGAGCUCUGAAACUCUCAAUGAAGGAUGUUACUGUGGAGAAGGCAGAGAACCUGGUGGAUCAGAUACAAGAGCUUUGCGAUACUCAAGACGAAGUAGCUCAGACUCUGGCUGGAGUGGGGAUCAAUGGUCUAGAGAUGGACACCGAGGAGCUUGAGAAGGAGCUGGACAGUCUCCUCCAGGACUCGACAAAGGAGCCUGUGGAUCUGCCUCCUGUUUCUCAGAUGGCGCUGAAUCCACCUAUGUCUGAUGCUGAGCUUGAAGCUGAAUUGGAAAAGCUCUCCGUUGUCGAUGGAGAUUUGGCACAAAAGACCCCCUCUGCUUCCUCUGAACCCAAAACAGCUCUGGGACUGAAUCUCUAA